AUGAACUGGCUGUUCCCCCUCGCCAAGGGCGGCGGCUCCUCCUCGCCCGCCGCGCCGCUGCCCGCCCUCACCAGCCUCCAGCAGCAGAAGCAGCGGCAGAUCGAGUCCCUGCGCGGCGCCCACGCCUCCAUUGCAGAAAUUCAGAAAGAUGUGGAAUAUCGACUGCCGUUCACUGUAAACAACUUGACAAUUAAUAUUAACAUCUUACUUCCACCUCAGUUUCCUCAGGAAAAACCAGUCAUCAGUGUUUUCCCACCUGUGAGACAUCAUUUAAUGGACAAGCAGGGAGUAUACGUGACCGGUCCAUUAAUAAGUAAUUUUACAAUGCACUCAGAUCUUGGAAAAAUUAUUCAAAGUUUACUGGACGAGUUUUGGAAGAAUCCUCCAGUUCUGGCUCCUAGCUCAACAUCAUUUCCAUACCUUUUCAACAAACCAGCUGGAAUGCCUGCUUAUGCUCCUCAGGGGUUUCCAUUUCUUCCUCCAUACCCACCUCCAGAAACAAAUAGAACAAUGGCAGCCGUGCCGGUUGCUGAAUCAGUUUCUUCGAGCUACACUACAGACAAGCCUGCUGCUCCCUCUUAUGGCUUGAUUGCUGAUCUGCCACUACCUGUUCCGACAGCAGAAGCAGUGCUUCAGGUUGGCCAGAAUGGAUUUACUUACAAGAUGCCUGAUGUUCCUGAUACAUUUCCAGAACUCUCAGAACUAAGUAUAUCGCAGCUGACCAAUAUGAACGAGCAAGAGGAAGUGUUACUGGAACAGUUUGUGACUCUGCCACAACUGAAGCAAGUCAUUACUGACAGAGAUGAGUUAGUGAAAAGCAUUGAAGAGCUGGCAAAAAAAAACUUGUUGCUGGAGCCUAGUCUCGAGGCAAAAAGGCAGACGGUGUUGGAUAAAUAUGAGCAACUCACACAGAUGAAAGCAGCCUUUGAAAAAAAGAUGCAAAGACAGCAUGAACUUAGUGAGAGUUGCAGUCCAAGUGCUCUGCAAGCCAGACUUAAAGUAGCUGCUCAUGAAGCUGAAGAGGAAUCUGACACUAUUGCAGAAGACUUCUUGGAAGGCAAAACAGAAAUAGAUGACUUUCUUAGUAGUUUCAUGGAAAAGAGAACGCUCUGCCACUGUAGACGAGCCAAAGAGGAAAAACUUCAACAGGCAAUAGCAAUGCACAGCCAAUUUCAUGCUCCGCUAUAGACUUCCUGCAAACUACACCUGCCAAGAGAACGAGUGAAAAACCCAAUAAAGCACACUUUUUAAUAACUAUUAUUUGCAAAUAAGCAUUUCAUCUUAUAUGGUUGUAUUUAUAGAAGAGAUUGUAUACAGAGUUGGGAUGGUUUUUGUACAAAUUAGAAUGUCUCUUUAUAUUCUCAUUGUACUCAAGAAUCCUUCUAUUGCAAUCUUUGCACUAAUUUCUUGUAUUUAUUGUUGAUAGUUCUUAUAUUUAAGUUCCUGCUGCUAUAGUCCAUUCUUCAGAGAUUAAAUAUCUAAACAUGUAAUUUUGACUAGCUUUUUACAUUUUUAUAAAAACAUAAUUCAUAUCUUUUGUAUUUUGAACUUUAAACAUAGAUUUGGCUUGAUCUGUGGAAGAGUUUGAGAUAAGUGGUGACAGGACUUUGGAAGCUGAAGAAGUUCAUAAUUUGAGAUUGUCAGUGGAUUCACAAGCUGUCUUUUCUUGAAGCCAAAAUGUUUAAGAACAAGUUUUUUACUUUUAAGUAAUAACACAAAACUAAGUAUAGCCUGUAUUGUGUUUUGGAUAAGUAGAUUUGGAUUAAGCAAAGGAUGUGUUGGAACAAAUUAUAUUGGAAUCAAAAUAGAAUAAAUGAUCUCCGCAUAGAUUUGGUAUGUUGCUCAGUAGCACUGGUGCACUUGAUUUCAGGAGUGGCGUGGUACCUACCACUCUAAUUAAACACAAUUUUCAUCUAGCCAAUUUCAUUUUCAUAUUUGCUUUUACUUAAAGGAAAAAUAAUCAGGUCACCUCCCAGUUUCUGUUUUAUGCAAUACGAAUAUGUUAAUCAUGUGAGGAACUCAA
Gymnogyps californianus (California condor) is the source of this 2023-nucleotide messenger RNA. It is a transcript of the gene VPS37A, whose product is annotated as VPS37A subunit of ESCRT-I. Gene Ontology annotation, cellular component: ESCRT I complex. The record is from RefSeq and is a predicted model, not a curated record. NCBI's taxonomy places the organism in Eukaryota, Metazoa, Chordata, Aves, Accipitriformes, Cathartidae. Gene Ontology annotation, biological process: protein targeting to membrane; protein targeting to vacuole; ubiquitin-dependent protein catabolic process via the multivesicular body sorting pathway. Bases 1 to 1188 code for a protein of 395 amino acids. The transcript is spliced from 12 exons.